This is a messenger RNA of Fonsecaea erecta, 2103 nucleotides long. RefSeq lists its product as hypothetical. The record is from RefSeq and is a predicted model, not a curated record. The coding region runs from base 1 to 2103 and encodes 700 amino acids. The transcript has 2 exons. Lineage: Eukaryota; Fungi; Ascomycota; Eurotiomycetes; Chaetothyriales; Herpotrichiellaceae.
AUGGCCUCGUUCUUUCGGGUGCUGUUGCCCGUGGCUUUGCUCGUUGGGCAUGCCCUUGGCCAUCCUCAGGAUAUCGCUCGCCGGGCUAACGUUGUCGUGUCUAAUACUGGGAGUUCACUGACAUAUGUCUUUCAAAACAACCUCAAUGCUUCAGACGACGUCAAUCAUGUCGGCGCUAUCCUGCUUGACCCGAUGCCAGCAUCUGCCGGUUCGGCUGCUUGUCAGGCGUUGAGCGAGACUCUGUUGACUCAAGCGACCAUUCAGAACUACAGCAGUGAUUUCUCUUCCGCUUUAUCAUACCUGGCGUUCUCUGGGAGAGUGUCUCCAAAUCAGGUGUACCACAUUGCCGGUGGCGCUUUGCAGGUCUCCAGUCAAGCACAACUCUCCUUCCCUGCCAUGGCACAGAACGACUCUGCGUUGCCUGUACUCUGCACCCAGUCAAGCAAUGCAAGCCAGCCUCCAAACUCGACAGCAAAUGCCUCAAAUCAGGUCGUGGUCGCGGCAGCCGACAACACUUAUAUCGGCUAUCGAAACCAGAAAUCGUUUCGCUUCCUGGGCAUCCGAUAUGCUGACCCGCCACAGCGAUGGGUUUACUCCCACCUGUACACGGGAACUGGCAAAACGGUGAACGCCACUGCGUAUGGCGCCCAGUGUUCUCAGCCGUUUGUCAAUGGGACGAGUGAGGAUUGCUUGUUCCUCAACAUUCAAACCCCGUACAUCCCCAAAGCUGGAUCAUCCGGGGGUCUGAGACCCGUCUUAUUUUGGAUCCACGGUGGAGGAUUUACUGGAGGCACUGGAGCCGAUCCGCUCAGUGAUGGUGGCAACCUAGCUUCUCGAGAAGAUAUUGUGGUCGUGACCAUCAACUACCGACUGUCAACGCUGGGCUUUCUCGCCAUUCCCGGCACCAACAUCAAAGGAAACUUUGGCAUUGGAGACCAGAUCGUCGCCUUGAACUGGACUGUCCAGAAUGUUGCCAAGUUCGGCGGAGAUCCGACCAAGAUCACCAUCAUGGGCGAAUCUGCUGGAGCCGGCUCAGUCCGAACCCUGCUCGGCAGUCCUCCUGCCAUCGGGUUGUUCCAGGGCGCCGUCGCCAUGUCCAACCUGGGCGGCGGGGUCACCCUCGGGCUUGAAGGCAACUACGGUACCACUUACUCGUCAUACUACACUGUGAACGAGUCCUACACAGUGGCCGGACCUCAGAUUUUCAACUCGUCAAAUUGCACCCAGCAAACAUUGAGCGGCAAGAUCGCGUGUCUCAAGAAGGUCAAUGCCACCGACCUGGUGAAUUUCGAGACUGUGGCCAGAUACGUGGUCCAAGACGGCACCAUUGUCAACUCGUCUGAACUCAACGUGGUCAAAAGGAAUGCGGGAAGUGCCUAUGUCCCGAUCAUGUUUGGCAAUGCUGCCAAUGACGGCGCCUCGUUUUCCACCCUAUCCCCGACUCCCGUGCACAACGAGACCGAAGGGCUGAUGACUGGUCUGAGCAUCAACGCCUCUUACGCGCAAGCCAUCAUAAAGUCGGGCCUGUUCCCCUACUACAACACAGGCAAUAUGACGUUCGACUCGUUCAACGUCACGCAGCGCGUCGCGACCGACACGACCUUCCGCUGCAUCGAUCAAGCGACCGUCUACGCCGGGGCCGAGACCGGGACGUUCCCUGCCGCGUACUACUACGAGUUCGAGCGCACGAUCAACGGAUACAACCCAGAGAACGUGCCGGGCGCCCCGGUCACGCCGGGCUAUCCCAAUGGCAACCCGAACCUUCCGUACUUCAAGCUGCACGGCGCCGACAUGGACUGGGCGUUUGGCAACUUCUACGUGCCUCUGCGCGACGCCAACGACCUGUACUCCGUGCAGUUGGUCAGCGCAUACUUUGCGGAGUUUGUGAAGAGCGGACAGCCGAAUCCGCCCGUCCCUUACCUGCAGGCCAGAGGGUAUUCCAAGACCUUGCAAGGCGUGCAGGAGUCCGGGCCGUGGGAGAAAGUGUCCAACGCCACGGGUCCCAUCAAGCACUUCAACUACCCGUCUCCAAACGGUCCUUUUGUGGAUUUGCCCCAGUGUGCGUGGCUCAACUAUAGCAUCAGCUACUAUCUCGAUCAGUAG